This is a messenger RNA of Cooperia oncophora, 540 nucleotides long. The record is from the annotation of a GenBank genome assembly. Lineage: Eukaryota; Metazoa; Nematoda; Chromadorea; Rhabditida; Trichostrongylidae.
AUGAGUGCCAUAAUGGAGAGUAAACCGUUCAAAACGGACGGUUUCAUCAAACAGGAGCCGUACAUCAAGGAGGAGUACGGCAGUGGCGGUGAUCUCAUGACUCAACAAAUCAUGCAUUGUCAGCCCAACAUGCAGCAGACCAUGAGCUGGGAUAAUUUGCCCUUUGGAUCGAUGAAGUACCAGGUGUCGAAACAGAGUGCAACACCGUAUACCGAUGCAACAAAUUGCAAAAAAUCCAGUAAUCACAUCAAACGACCGAUGAACGCGUUUAUGGUGUGGUCGCAAUUGGAGCGACGGAAAAUUUGCGAACAUCAACCCGACAUGCACAACGCCGAAAUUAGCAAACAGCUCGGUUCUCGCUGGAGACAACUCACCGAAGAGGAGAAGUCGCCAUUCGUCGCGGAAGCCGAACGACUACGGCUCAUGCAUAUGCAGUCUGAGAGAUGGGGGCGUGAAGGACCAUCUCGUUAUGGUCCCGACAGCACUUUCGAAAGAGGAAGACCUACAACCAACUCUCCUAAGGCAAGCUACUGUGACUGA